AUGAACCGACCCUCAGUUCGACCCUCCCCCAAGCUAAGGGCUUCGGAUUGGUGGAGGCGUUGGUGGCCACCGACUGGUGGAGAUAGGCGACGGCAGAGGCUCGAUCUGGACCGUUGGAUGGGUCUAGAUCGGACAGCUGAGAUGAGUGGCGGUGACAUUUCUCUUUUAGGGUUGAAGAACAGUAGAAAAAAUUCAAAGAAACGAAAUGCAUGGCAUGAAAAGGGAGUAAUAAAUAGAGAUGAAGCGUUUGUUCUGGCUCCAUACCAUCCAUCCAUCUCCCACACUUGUCAUUCUCAAAUUCCAUCCGUUCUCGCUUCAGCCAUGUCUUCAACGAACUCCAAAGACCCUUCGAACCCUAAAGAAGACACAUCUUCACUCGUCGAGAAAAUCACUGGAAGGAUAGAUAACAUGUGGACAAUUCUUUCCGAAGCCAAGAAUGACACGAAGAAGGCUUUUAUAUUAAAGCCCGAGGAAGAAGAAAAAGGCGUGACGCCUAAUGCUUUCGAUAAAGCCUGCAAUGAGCUCAAGUAUUUGCUUGGUGAAUUCAAGAAACUGGGAAAAUUCGAAACUAAUCUUUCAGAACCAAUCAAAACCCUUGAAGACAACGUUAAUGACAUCCUAUCUGAUCUGGAAAAGAAGGACGCACAGCUGAAGAAACUGAUCGAAAACAAUCUUAACGUGCUGAGGAGCAACAUCACCAAACUCAAGGUCCAGAUCCCGUUGCAGCAUCAAGCUUCCUCCUCCAUCUCUAAGGAUCGAUAUGCACAAACCAUGAGUGCCGGCCGAGACGUCAGUGUUCUCCCUGAUCCGUUCGAAGCAGAUGGAAUAUUCGACAGCGAGGCUUUCCUCAAAGAAUUUGAACGCCAUUACGGUGGUCUUGAUCUAAGGCGCCAACUGUGCUUGUUAUCUUUCGCGAUUUUCCCGGAGAAUGCUGUCGUUAGAAAGAGGCUUCUAGGGUUUUGGUGGGAAGGGGAAUGGUUGCUGUCAUCCACAAAGACAGAGGCAGUGACCGACAAGGACAAAAAGGUGUUGAUAAAUAAAAUUCUUGGGGAAUUUGUAGAGAAGGGAUUCAUCGAGCCUGAUACCAAGAGCAGCAAAUCGCAGACUACAAGCUACAAGAUGCAUCCCAUUAUUCGUUGUCUCAUCAUCAGGUUUGCUCAUCAGGCCAACUUCUUUUACUUCAAUUCCAAGGGAUACCCCAACAAAGCUUUCUUCAAAAGCGACAAAAUAUGCCUGGUGAAAACCGAAGGACCUUCCUGGUGGUCUAAGAAUGUUCCACUUCCAAAGAAGUUUGAUCCGACAGAAAAGACAAACCAGCAAGGCAAAAUUUCAGCGGAGGAGAAGAAGAUGGAGGGGGAGGAGAAGAAGAUGGAAGGGGAGGAGGAGAGGAAGGAGGAGGCUGUCGAGAAUCAGAAGAAAGAGGAGGCGACAGAGAAGAAGAGGAGAAAGGAGAAAGGGGCAGAGAAGAGGAGGAAGGACGAAGAUGAGGCGAGGAAGAGAAAGGAGGAGGAGAAGAAGAAGAUGGAGGCGGAGAAGGAGGCGGUGAGAUUAAGUCGGGAGAAAAGGAGAGGAGCAUAUCUGGAAAAGGUACAAACUUUGUUCAAUGUGAGUAAGCAAUUCCCGGAUCUGCCCGAUGAGUUGUUUUCCAAGAUGAAGAACAUAGGCGUCCUUUACCUGGGAAGGUGGGAGAGAACAGCCGAGCGGCACAUGGAGGUUGAAAAUACUGACUUUUUGCAGGGGUUGAAGAACAUGAAAAAGCUGAGGUUUUUCAGUCUUCAAGGAAUCUCUGGAAUCGACGAGCUCCCAGAAUCUCUGGGUAAUCUUUACAACUUGAGGAUCUUGGAUCUCAGAGCUUGUCACAAUCUCGUGAAGCUCCCCAAAGAGAUUGGUUCACUCAAGAUGCUCACUUUCAUGGAUCUAUCCGAGUGCUAUUUGCUUGAAGACAUUCCCAGAGACUUGUCUAAGCUUUCGAAUCUCCUAGUCCUUAAGGGUUUCGUGAUCAGCAAGAACAGCUCAUGCAGACUCAGAGACUUGACAAAGCUGAAAAACCUGAAGAAACUCACCAUCAACAUCAACGAUGAUGAUUUCAAAAUAGAUUCCCAAGACACGGAAUCUAUUUUCUUUAGCUUUGAGAAGCUGGAGAAACUGAAAAUAGCAUGGGGAGCAGGUGGAGAGGGAUCAAAGUCCACAAAUGAAAAGAAUGGCAACUCCAAGCAAAGUGACAAAGGCAAGAAGAGUGAAGCACCGAAAUCAACUUUCGGUAAGGCGUUUCGAAAACUGAAAAUUGGGCCAUUGGUCAGAGUACGCGGAGGAGAAGGGUCUUCAAAAUCAUUUCCCGAAAAAAAAGGGGUGGCCACAACACCAAAACAGAACAUGGAACUGCGAAAACUAGACCUCCAAUGUUACCCAGAUAAAGAACUGCCUCCAUGGCUGGUACCCCACAGACUGACAUUACUUGAGCGUCUCUACAUUAAAGGUGGAAAACUGAGCAGCUUGGGUCCGAUUGACAGGCAAUGCAAAGUGAAGACUCUGCGUUUGAAGUACUUGAUUAAUAUAAAGAUAAACUGGAAAGAGAUUCAAACGCAGUUCCCAGGCCUGGAAUAUUUGGAGAAAGUCAAAUGUCCUCAAAUCGCUCUCUGCCCAUGCGAUGCAACUGGAGUUUGGGUGAAAAAGGAAUCCGACCAAACUCCAAAAAGUCACGGCGGGAAUUCACCGGACACCGACCAAACUCCAACUAGUCACGGCCAGAGUUCGUCGGACACCGUUAAUACAUGAAUUCGCUGAGCAGCUAUCAACCUUAUUGUUUUAUUUCAUUUACUCAAU
Hibiscus syriacus is the source of this 2823-nucleotide messenger RNA. RefSeq lists its product as uncharacterized. Lineage: Eukaryota; Viridiplantae; Streptophyta; Magnoliopsida; Malvales; Malvaceae. The coding region runs from base 1 to 2775 and encodes 924 amino acids. The record is from RefSeq and is a predicted model, not a curated record. The transcript has 4 exons.